AUGCUCACUCUUCGAUCUUCAUGGCCACUUCGGAGGCGUGAACUUUACUUAUCAAUCCUUCUGAUCGUUCUGUUCGUGUUGGGUCUGGGCCACUAUGCACACCGACAACGAUAUGAGUUUUCCCUGAAUGCGUCCUCCCCGACGAAAUCACCAUAUUAUUCUAAAGGCUGGAACCAUUAUUAUUCAUGGAGAAAUACGCCUUUUUUCCCGCCGCUCAUCGAUGCCGGAGACAGAAACCUGACGGCGUCCGACUUCUGUGCAAGCUUUCCCACGCACCUAUUAGAUCGCAUCCAAGUCAUCCUCAAAACAGGUGCUGGCGAGCCUGAGAAGAACAAAGCGCAUCUUGCCUCCGUUACAUCCUGCAUCACCAACCUCAUUGUCUUUUCCGAUCACGAUGAGCAAAUUGGUCAACAUCAUUUCAUUGAUGUACUCGCCGAUCUCCCGCCAGAAUAUGCCAUUGACAAUCCGGAUUUCGCGACUUACAAUACUCAGAAGCUGGCUCAUUCACAAGGAGGGUCGGUUGGCUAUUCGCAGGAAGGUUGGAGACUCGACCGCUUUAAGUUUCUACCUAUGGUUGAGAAAGCAUAUCAUAUGCGCCCGCACGCCGAUUGGUAUGUCUUCAUCGAAGCCGACGUCUAUUACUUUUGGGACACGCUGUUCCGCAUGCUCGAUCAGCUCGACCCAUCCAGAAUGCACUAUAUGGGGUCACCGGUGCCGGGACCCGAGGGUAAAUAUUUCGCAUAUGGUGGCGCAGGAUUUGUGCUGUCAACGGGCGUAAUGAAACGCUUGGUUGGAGACUCCAGCACUGAAACAAGCCUCAGUCUUCAAUACAUAGACUGGGCCAAGAAGGACUGCUGCGGUGAUGCCGUGCUUGGUUAUGCAAUCCUGGAUAAGACUGGAGUGAAGCUAGAAGGUCUUUAUCCUACCUUUGCUGGUGAAGACCUUGGGUCCCUCAAAGUGAACAAGGAAAGGUGGUGUACUCCGCUGCUUGCACUUCAUAGAAUGUCGCCAGAGCAGAUGACGGCGCUGUGGAAAUGGGAGCGAACGAGACCAUAUAAUGAGGUAUCUGUCGUUCAUUUUGCUGAAGAUGCUGUCCCCUACUAA
Molecule: messenger RNA, 1104 nt
Organism: Penicillium coprophilum
Lineage: Eukaryota; Fungi; Ascomycota; Eurotiomycetes; Eurotiales; Aspergillaceae
Exons: 1
Coding region: 1-1104 (367 amino acids)
Source: RefSeq, a predicted model, not a curated record